AUGGAGCCUGCAAGUCCUUCCAGAGAGGAAUGUCCCAAGGCCCUGGGCAGGGUGGGCAUCAUGGCUGCCGGACUCACGGGAUUGCUUCUCCUUCAGGCAGUUUCUUGGGCAUCAGGUGCCCGCCCCUGCAUCCCCAAAAGCUUUGGCUACAGCUCGGUGGUCUGUGUCUGCAAUGCCACGUACUGUGACUCUCUGGACCCCCUGACCCUGCCUGCCCCUGGCACCUUCACACGCUACGAGAGCACACGUAGCGGGCGCCGAAUGGAGCUGAGUCUGGGGACCAUCCGGGCCAAUCAGACAGGCACAGGGCUGUUACUGACCCUGCAGCCAGAGCAGAAGUUCCAGAAAAUAAAGGGAUUUGGAGGGGCCAUGACGGAUGCUUCUGCUCUCAACAUCCUUGCCUUAUCACCCCCCGCCCAGAAAUUGCUACUCAAAUCAUACUUCUCUGAAGAAGGAAUUGAAUACAACAUCAUCCGGGUACCCAUGGCCAGUUGUGACUUCUCCAUCCGCAUCUACACCUAUGCCGACACCCCUGACGACUUCCAGUUGCACAACUUCAGCCUCCCAGAGGAAGAUGUCAAGCUCAAGAUACCCCUGAUCCACCAAGCCCUCGAGAUGUCCCCGCGCCCUGUCUCGCUCUUCGCCAGUCCUUGGACAUCACCCACGUGGCUCAAGACCAAUGGGAAAGUGAACGGGAGGGGGUCACUCAAGGGUCAGCCGGGGGACCACUACCACCAGACGUGGGCCAGAUAUUUUGUCAAGUUCCUGGAUGCCUACGCAGAGCACAAGUUACAGUUCUGGGCAGUGACAGCUGAGAACGAGCCCACGGCAGGGCUCUUUAGCGGGUACCCCUUCCAGUGCCUGGGCUUCACCCCUGAACACCAGCGAGACUUCAUCGCCCGGGACCUGGGCCCCACCCUGGCCAACAGCGCUCACCGAGACGUCCGUCUGCUCAUGCUGGACGACCAGCGCUUGCUGUUGCCCCACUGGGCCGAGGUGGUGCUGGCAGACCCAGAGGCAGCUAAGUAUGUUCACGGCAUCGCCGUUCACUGGUACCUGGACUUUCUGGCUCCAGCAAAGGCCACCCUGGGGGAGACGCACCGCCUGUUCCCGGACACCAUGCUCUUUGCCUCGGAGGCCUGCGUGGGCUCCAAGUUCUGGGAGCAGAGUGUGCGGCUGGGCUCCUGGGACCGAGGGGUGCAGUACAGCCACAGCGUCAUCACGAACCUCCUCUACCACGUGGUCGGCUGGACUGACUGGAACCUCGCCCUGAACCCUGAAGGGGGACCCAACUGGGUGCGCAACUUUGUGGACAGUCCCAUCAUCGUGGACAUCGCCAAGGACACGUUCUACAAACAGCCCAUGUACUACCACCUCGGCCACUUCAGCAAGUUCAUUCCUGAGGGCUCCCAGAGAGUGGGGCUGGUUGCUAGUGAGGAGACCGACUUGGAAACGGUGGCAGUGACGCGCCCCGACGGCUCUGCAGUUGUGGUGGUGCUGAACCGCUCCUCCAAGGAUGUGCCUCUCUCCAUCAAGGAUCCUGCUGUGGGCUUCUUGGAGACCGUCUCACCGGCCUACUCCAUUCACACCUAUCUGUGGCGUCGCCAGUGA
Pipistrellus nathusii (Nathusius's pipistrelle) is the source of this 1611-nucleotide messenger RNA. The record is from the annotation of a GenBank genome assembly. NCBI's taxonomy places the organism in Eukaryota, Metazoa, Chordata, Mammalia, Chiroptera, Vespertilionidae.